Messenger RNA from Canariomyces notabilis, 1297 nucleotides. RefSeq lists its product as uncharacterized. The transcript is spliced from 3 exons. Bases 122 to 964 code for a protein of 280 amino acids. Lineage: Eukaryota; Fungi; Ascomycota; Sordariomycetes; Sordariales; Chaetomiaceae. The record is from RefSeq and is a predicted model, not a curated record.
AGGAGCAUUCCUAUACUUCCUUCCCGUUCUCCCAUUUUCAAGCUUUGCAGAAAAGGCGAUAUACCAGCAGUUCAACGAUUGUUUCGAGAAGGGAAGGCCUCGCCCUUCGAUAUUGACGAGGAUGGGUGUACUCUCUUACACGCGUUUACACCAGGCCGAAAAGGUAGCCAAAUGGUACGCUUCCUUGUGGAAAAUGGAGCAGAUGCAAACGCAGGGUCCAACAUUAAAGGACGUACACCGUUGCAAGAAUUCGCGUACUCUGGGUGGGUGUAUGCGCGCUUUCGACACACCAAAUACUUUGAAGCGAGCUACGACGGUUCCCCAAAUUGGUACUAUGAUAUCUGGCGCCUACAUGUCGGAAGGCGAAAACUUCGACCUCCUGGACAAAGACAGCUUGGGCAACAACCUUUUGGAAACGUAUUGCGGAUCGCCCAACUUCUUCUCGUGCCUCAUCUCACAGUUGACAGCCGCCGAGCUCCAAAUGGAAUACGUACGGCAACCACUGUGGGCUAACAUUCUCUCGACACAUGUUCCACUCUUUAGUCCGCGCCCCAAUAAUUGGGAGCUAGAUUACAUCCGAUUACUCGUUAACUCCCCGAAUACCCAACAUAUGGUACAUCAGCCUGCCAAAAGCGGAUAUACCCUUUUACAUAUCGUCUUACACAAGUCUGUUCGGUCUGUCCUGGUAUCCAAAGUUAAGAGUCGCUAUUGCACACAGGAAGCACUGCUACGGAGUGUCGUUCGAGCUAGGCCAGACCUACAUGCGACAACACCCUGCACUCCUCUAACGCCUCUUCAGCUCAUUCUAGCACACCGCAGUCAUUAUUUUGAGUCUGGAUAUUGGAGCAAUCCUGAAGAGGCCAAAUAUUGGGACAGACCUAGGCUUGAGAUCAGGCCCCCUUGGUUCAGGUUCGCGGGCCUAGGAUUAGAUUGGGAUCAUGAGCUUGAGGAUCGUGAUCUUUGAAAGGCUGCAAGAAAAUGGCUCCAGAUUUUGGAGGAGGAGGGCAUCGGCCUACGAGAGUAUUUCCACCGAGAGCAGGAACUAUGGCGCACAACGGGGUGGCCGCCAGACCUACUCAACCAGAAGAUCGCCGGGAUGGCGGUGUUACCGAACGGGGUAAUCCGUAUCGACUGGGUUCGAAAUGGGAAUAUUGAAGAGAGGAACCGUGAUACUGAUUACUUCCCCUUCGCCAGGGGCCUAUUUUCUUUUUUAGAAUACAAGCCCAUUCUUCGCCAAUUCUGGGAAUUGUCAGAGGGGUCCCUGGAAGAUGAUAACCACGCCGACAGGGGAGAAGAG